GCUGUGUUGAAGUCCGAGGAGAAGAGUUAGAAUCGCCUGCUGGUACCAUGGGGUCGCAAUCAAGUGCUGAGACAGUGACUGGAGAGAGUAUUCCUGAGGAUGCUGCCUCCCCAUCACUUGCCCACAAUCCUCAUGAACCCCCCAUGAUCCACGUGUCCUCUCGCAACAUCGAUAUGGAGUUGGUUGCUUGGCUUCAGGCACUGUCAAUUGAUCGUGAUGUUAUUGAUAAGUUUCUAGCUGAGGACUAUACCAAAGAUGAUGUUCUUCUCUGGAUGACUAGAGAUGACCUCAGGAGAAUGCAGAUGAGAGGGGGAGUGGAAUUGCGCAUCUGGCGUAACGUGGUGCAGUACCGCCAUUCUCAGGGCCUGCCAGUCAAUCCUGAAGAGCCCUCUGCAUCUUGCAACACCCCCAAAUCAAGCUCUUCUGACUCGCAUCCCCGUUCAACCAAAUUAUGAAAGAGGGUUGUGUGCCUGUGCUGGUGGUGAAGCAGUCACAGGUUCUUGUGGGAAAAUUAAAGAAGGAUUUUUAUGGGAGGCAAAUUAGCACCUCCUAAUUUUUUUUUAUUAUUAUUUUUUUUUUUUUUGGGGGGUAGGGGCUUUUUUUGGAUUGAAAGAAAAUAUAAUAUUCAGAUUUAGCAUUGUUAAUAAUGAUAUAUAAAAACAAACAAAAAAAUUAAGGUAAACUUUUAAUGAGCUUCUGCGACAGUGCAUUUAGUAAACUUCUAGAGCACACAAUACAAGGAGAAGGAGUCGCCAGGGGAUGUAUAAUGCAUUACGUAUGAUUAAUUGCACUAAUUGCCUAGCCUUCAACCUCUAGCAUUGGGUCAGAGGGUCACAUGGAGUCAGAUAUAAUUUGCUUCAUAUGGUGCUAACAGUACAUAGUGUUUAUGGCAGUUUCAACAACUGUGUGUGAGUUUGUGUGUGCAAGAACUUGAACAUGUAUGUGCUUUCUCUUUGUGUGUGUGUUUUGUUUUCUUUUGCUUGCUUAU
This is a messenger RNA of Penaeus vannamei (Pacific white shrimp), 988 nucleotides long. The record is from RefSeq and is a predicted model, not a curated record. Lineage: Eukaryota; Metazoa; Arthropoda; Malacostraca; Decapoda; Penaeidae.